AUGUUCUGGGGUCCUUUAACACAGAAUCUCGUUCGGUAUGAGGCGGGCGAUAUCGCGGCGGACGGCGCGGUCGCCCUGCUCAGUCAUAGCAUCGUCUAUGACGCCCACGGCCUGCGCCGCAACUAUUCAACUACGCUGGGCUUCUGUUCACGGUAUACCGAUAUCACGUGGAAGACCAAUCUGACGUGCAAAGACGCCGGUGGAGGACAAGGCAUCCCGAAGGGGGUAUACUGUAGCGCCAAGUUAUUUGAUGGCUCAGCCACUCUACGUCAAGUUGGCAACCUCACGACCGUCGAAGACUUUAUGACCAUCACCUUCGUUGGCGGCAAAGAUGGGCUGAUGUACCAUAGUAUUCGAUUACUCCCUCCAUACGUCCUCAGCAGUGCCUACAGGCCUUCUGUCGACUUCUCGAACUUCAGUGUCACCGAGUGCUCGCUGCAACAGUGUGUGUUGAGCUUCGAGACGUCUGUCCAAAACGGUGUAUAUAAGGAGACCUUGCUAGACACAUUCACGGAGCUACCCCCCAAUGGUGCAGACUGGUUAGCCCACAAGCUGCGGCCGCCAUGGGGUCUCGACCGCGGCAUUGAUCCCGCUGCUAACUUAUCUUUCGGCUUGAGUGAGUCCUUACAGCGAGACUGGGCAUGGCCUGAUCCCCAGUUUCUGGUGACCGACGUCAUUCCCGGCUCUGCUGCAACCAGCGACGGCCACACAGCCAUUGAAUUCUGUUCUGGAUUCGCGAACGGCUCCUGUAAGCAGUCCAAGAUGAUGAAUUAUAUCUUCAACGCGAAUUAUACCGCCAACGAAUGCGGCAGCGUCAACGCCGAUACCUUUUCCUGCGUCAUGGACGGGAUUGCCGCUGCCAUGAUGAAAACCAUACGCAACUCGGGUGUUGUCGCCAACGGCACAGAAAUUGGAGAAGCCUUUUUGGUCAAGGGCCAAGCAAGUACCGUCGCUACUUUCGUUAGAGUCCGGUGGUAUUGGAUUGCUCUCCCUGCCGCAGUCUGGACCCUUGGCUUUGUGGCGUGGGUUGUGGCGGUCAUACGGACGAAGCGUCUACAACUGCCGACUUGGCGAGAGGACGUACUGCCGCUUUUGUUUCUAUAUGACAGAUACGCUCAAGAUUACCUUCAUUCUUCUCUUCAAGGCGGUAGGAACGGGGGAGGCUACCGGGACUCGGUGUCAAGCGGUGCAAUCAGCGCGUGA
Messenger RNA from Podospora bellae-mahoneyi, 1203 nucleotides. RefSeq lists its product as uncharacterized. The coding region runs from base 1 to 1203 and encodes 400 amino acids. The transcript is spliced from 2 exons. The record is from RefSeq and is a predicted model, not a curated record. NCBI's taxonomy places the organism in Eukaryota, Fungi, Ascomycota, Sordariomycetes, Sordariales, Podosporaceae.